AUGCAGAAUGGGGAAUGGAACCUGGAACUGCUAACAGCCACUCUAGAUCAGGAAUUGGCUCAGCAUAUCAAAGAAAAUAUCAAAGUGCUAGUUGAAGAAGAGGAUGAUGAACCAUGUUGGAUGCUGGAAUCAAAUGGCAGAUUCUCAGUUAAAUCUGCAUGGGAGUUUCUCAGACACAGAGAGAGCAAACAAACAAGUUAUAAGUUCAUGUGGGAGAAAAGGCUGCCAAUAAAGAUAAGUUUUUUCAUGUGGAGAGUAUGGAAAGGGAGAAUCUCUACAGAUGAUAUAUUAAAAAGGAUGAUGAUCAAUAUACCAUCAAGAUGCUGGUGCUGUGAGGAGCAUAAGGAGGAAACUGUAGGUCAUUUAUUUCUAACAUCUUCCAUAGCUGUCAAGUUAUGGAAGUUUUUUGCUUCUUGUGUAGGUAUCCCCAUAGAUGGAGUUGGUCUACAUCAAAUGAUCAUGGCAUGGUGGACUGUUGAGACAAAGCCAAAAUUGCAUCCUAUGUAUAGAGCAAUGCCUGCAGUGAUCAUGUGGUCAUUACGCAAGAGAAGAAACUCCAUUAAACAUGGAGGAUCAGUGUCCUUCUACAGACUGAAAAAACAAGUACAACACAUACUACAUCAACUGAUAAGGAAGAGAUUCCCAUGGUUGCAAAAUGUAUCUGGUGAGUGGGAAACUAUGCAUCACCAGCUUAGUAGAUAUAAACCAAAAGUUUACUAUGCUAAGGUGGUCUGGAGAAUGCCACUGUCAGGGAGAUUAAAAUGCAAUACAGAUGGGGCAAGUAGAGGCAAUCCUGGGCUCAGUUCAUAUUGCAUCAGAGAUAGUAAUGGGGAUCUGGUCUAUGCUGAAGCACAACAAAUGGGAAUAGCAACCAACAUGGAAGCUGAAACUGAGGCUCUAAAACAAGCAUUGAAGUUCUGUAUAGAGCACAACUUUCAACAAGUUCAAUUGGAGACUAAUUCACUUGUCCUCCUAAACAUUUUACAAGAUAUAUGGUCCACUCCAUGGGAACUGAGGAAUCAGAUUGAAGAGAUUAAACAGGAUAUGAGAACUAUGCAGGUACAGAUUAACCAUAUAUUCAGAGAAGGCAACAGGUUGGCAGACUUUCUAGCAAACCAGGCUUUGGAUCAUGCAGGAAUCAAAGUUCAUGACUUUAUACUCAUGCCAUCAGAAGGAAGAAGAAUUCUCAAUAUGGACAAAUUACAACUGCCUCACCUGAGGAUUAGAACAAGGAGGAUUCAGCAGAUUGAUCAUCAACAAUGA
This is a messenger RNA of Lycium barbarum (goji berry), 1263 nucleotides long. RefSeq lists its product as uncharacterized. Bases 1 to 1263 code for a protein of 420 amino acids. The record is from RefSeq and is a predicted model, not a curated record. Lineage: Eukaryota; Viridiplantae; Streptophyta; Magnoliopsida; Solanales; Solanaceae. Gene Ontology annotation, molecular function: RNA-DNA hybrid ribonuclease activity; nucleic acid binding. The transcript has a single exon.